Messenger RNA from Dentiscutata erythropus, 1299 nucleotides. The record is from the annotation of a GenBank genome assembly. NCBI's taxonomy places the organism in Eukaryota, Fungi, Glomeromycota, Glomeromycetes, Diversisporales, Gigasporaceae.
AUGACAACAAAAGACUAUGAUAAAAAAUACCCACUCUCUGAAGACUUCUUAGUACUAGCGGCAAGAAUAAAGGAUACAUGCAUUGGAAAAAUCGAAUCCAUAACUUUUAACGAAGAUGGAAGUAUUUCUGUUGAAAGAAACGUUGCAAGUCUUGAAAACAACGGAAAAUACAUAAGAAAUCAAUAUGAAGACUACAGAAUUAAAAGCACUUAUGAUUUGAAAGAGCCAGUCAGCUUCAGAACAAAGAAAACAAAGAAUAUUAUUUCCUUGGAAGACCAACGCACUGAAAUAUUAAAUCAGAUCUUUAAUGAAAUAGGUACUGAAAAGAAUGAUGAAGAAAAAUGGGAAUGUAUUAAUGCAAAAUUUCAUGAAGUGUUUGGACAUACCGAAAUAUUAAAUAAUCCAUCCGAUGAGGCUGAAAAAAGAAAAUAUCUUUCUUGGAUUUUCGCAUUAAGAAACUGGGAUUUAUCCAAUAAAUUUCCCGUCGCUCACUGGGUGCAUAAGGCCGAAAAAACCUUUGGUCCCGCUGACAUCCAGUCUGAAAUUAUUUCCAAACCCACUCCUAAUAAUAAAAGAAGAAUAACGUCCAGUGGAUCAUCAUCAGUAAAAAAAUUUAGGAAUAAUGUGGCAACUACCUAUGAGAGUAAUGGAGAAUAUGAAGAAGAAUAUUCGAUUCAGGAAAAAGAAAUAAGCACCGUCGUUCAAAAAAUAAGUGAAGAUAAAAAGUUGAAAAAAAAAAAGAGAAUGGAUAAAAUUAUCGACCAACUGCUUUUUCAAAGUAAUAAAGAAGGACGGGUAACUGCACAUUCAGUAGUUCCAUACUCAGUUGUUCCAAUGGAAAUAUAUGCCAAUGACAUCGAAUUUGGUGAUAAUCUUUCAUCUAUUCAAAAUGGUCUCAAUAAUUGGAAAGCAAGAAACGUGAUUUUACUCAAUCUUGAAUGUAACAUCGAAUAUGUUAAAUGGAGGCAUUUUCUUAAUCUUAAUUUAGCUUAUAGAGCUUUGAAAAGGACCAUGCUUCAUAUAGAUAAAAGAGCGGAAAGAAGAAUUUGGACUGCACUUCGUUUCAUAAAUUUUUUAUUAUUGGAUGGUAUAAUUACAGAGAAUUCACUCUUUAAUUCAAAGAUUGCACCCGAUUUCUUUAAAAAAAUGAACGGAGAUGAUCAUAUUUAUUUUUUAAAGAAAAUUAAAAAAGAUGAAACUAUAACCUUUAAUAUAAAUGAUGUUAAAAGUGAAGAAGAAGAUAACAAUAACAAUAGUGAGGAAGAAUACGAUACUGUAGAUGAAGGCGAUAGUCAUUAA